Messenger RNA from Mizuhopecten yessoensis (Yesso scallop), 1063 nucleotides. RefSeq lists its product as uncharacterized. The transcript has a single exon. Bases 1 to 795 code for a protein of 264 amino acids. The record is from RefSeq and is a predicted model, not a curated record. Lineage: Eukaryota; Metazoa; Mollusca; Bivalvia; Pectinida; Pectinidae.
AUGCCGCAAGUACACAACCGGAAGUUGUCGAUGAUGGCUGACAAUAGUGCCUUUAAUAAGAACUCUCGGUUUAUGGCGACCAACCGUAUGACUGAGGGGAGCAAGAAGCGGAUCCGUGCCUUCAAUUAUGUUGAAAACAGACUUAAGGGAAUCAAAUUAAGGUUUUUCGAUCGUCACGCGGAAAUUGACCUAAGGCGCCGGGAACGCGAGCGUCAAGUUAUUAUGGACAGCUUAAAACGCACUCUGGCAUACAAGCUCGUGGUGGAGAAACACAACCUGACGCACGCCGUCGACUACCAAAAGGCACUGGAUGAUGAUUACUCGGGCACAGCGCUCCGGCAUGAAGUCAAACACAUGGUAGAGUACAUGAAACCGGAUCAAGUGCGUGAGAGAAAAGCCAAGGCUCUAAUCAGCGAAAACCGUCGACGAUACAACAGGAUCAUACAACGAAACAAGAAUUCACUGGAUCUCAUUUGUCCACCAAAACGUACGUCUAGAUAUUUGUUUGAUGAAGAUGUGCUUAACAAAAAGGGCGACGACAAUGAUGAUAAUAGUACGAGAGCCCCGUCUACAGCGGAACCGAGUCGCGCUGGUGACAUUUUUAAACAACGUUUGCCUACGAAACCACUACUUCCGCUUAAAAAGCAAGCCAUCACACGCUCCUUUCUUUUGGAGAAUGCCCAGAAGUCUAUGGACGUUAUGGACAGUAACCCGUCACUCACUAAAGCGCCGUACGAUCUGCCCCCUGUACAGCUUCACAAAAGGUUACCCCCCGCGAUAGCUGUCCAGGCGUGAAAGACGCGAUCGUACUACCAAUCACGUAUAUAUGACGUACAUUUUGUCUAUCACUUCGGCUACUACCUGUAGCCAAUGCCACACACUGAAUUGGUUUAAGUAAGCUGUAUGUAUUUCCGUUCCAACUGUUACCGGAAACAACUUGUAACUGUUUACAGUUUGAAAUCAUAGAUUCUUGCCUCGUUUUCGUAUGUUUCGUUUGCCGAGGAGUGUCAGGGACGUAAGUACAACUUCCUAAUUACAGCUAAACCUGUGUUUGACCUAUCCG